This is a messenger RNA of Canis lupus familiaris (dog), 1170 nucleotides long. RefSeq lists its product as uncharacterized. The annotation marks the transcript as partial. The record is from RefSeq and is a predicted model, not a curated record. The transcript has 8 exons. NCBI's taxonomy places the organism in Eukaryota, Metazoa, Chordata, Mammalia, Carnivora, Canidae.
GCUUGCAUCAUAAUAGCCCUGUUGGUAUGUUGAGCACUGGUCAGGACAGUGAUUUAGUGAGGAAGUAGUUUCUCUACUGAUUUGUUGUUCGUGAGUGUACAAGUGAACUAGUUUGAUUCUUCGUUAUUGUUAGCCGACUCUCUGAGCUGAGUUUCAGGGAGAAAGGUACUGAUUGGAGUCACUCUCUGAAGAGGUGAACCAUGAAGCAGAAACGAAAAAGGAAGCAUCUAGAAAGGACAAGUUCCCCCCAAACUGUCAAGAGGUCAAAAGACAAUACUCUGGUCCCUGAGGCAAAAGGUGAAUCCUCUGAAUCAGAAUACUUCUCCUGCUAUUCCUCCUUGAGUCAUCUGUCUUCUGCAGGAAUCUCAAAAACAAGCAAAUUUAAUCCACCACCUGGCCACUGUUUGGAAGACAAUACUCUGGUUCCUGAGGCAAAAGGUGAAUCCUCUGAAUCAGAUUACUUCUCCUGCUAUUCCUCCUUCAGUCAUCUGUCUUCUGCAGGAAUCUCAAAAUCAAGCAAAUUUGAUCCACCACCUGACCCCUCUGUGGAAGACAAUACUCGGGUCCCUGAGGCAAAGGGUGAAUAUUCUGAAUCAGAAUACUUUUCCUGCUAUUCCUCCUUGAGUCGUGUGUCUUCUGCAGGAAACUCAAAAUCAAGCAAAUUUGAUCCACCAACUGGACCCUCUUUGGAAGACAAUACUCUGGUCCAUGAGGCUAAAGGUGAAUCCUCUGAAUCAGAAUACUUCUGCUAUUCCUCCUUGAGUCAUCUAUUUUCUGCAGGAAUCUCAAAAUCAAGCAAAUUUGAUCCACCACCUGGCCCAUCUUUGGAAGACAAUACUCUGGUCCCUGGGGCAAAAGGUGAAUCCUCUGAAUCAGAAUACUUCUCCUGCUAUUCCUCCUUGAGUCGUGUGUCUUCUGCAGAAAUCUUAAAGAAGCAAAAGGAUACUCCACAGCCUGGUGAGAGUACCUCACAGGAAGAACACAGUGCCGUUGUCUCAAGUGACCUCCCCUGUGCCUCUGAGAAUAAGAAUACGGAAGUCUUAAACACAGAUGAAGACAUUCUACUUUCUGGACCCUCUGGGUUGGCCCAAGGCCACAGCCAGAGGGCAGAAGUUUCAGACUCAGAAUAUAUUUCCCGUAUCUCUCCUGCAGACAAGCUCUUUGACAGAG